AUGUUUGCAUCUGUCUUGGCUUCGCUUAGCAACAUCCCGAGCGUUGAACUUCGAUCCAACGCCCAGCGACGACGGCAACGACAACGACAACGACCAGCGCUUGUAGACGCAGUAUUCCAGAGUCCUUAUUUCAAGAUGACGAAGGGAACUUCCAGCUUUGGCAAGCGCCAUAACAAAACUCAUACUUUGUGCAGACGUUGCGGUCGUCGCUCUCUCCACAUCCAGAAGCACACAUGCUCGUCUUGCGGCUAUCCGUCCGCUAAGACCCGGAAGUACAACUGGGGCGAGAAGGCGCUCCGACGAAGAACCACCGGUACUGGACGCAUGCGAUAUCUCAAAAGUGUUGACCGCAAAUUCAAGAAUGGGUUCCAAACUGGCACUCCAAAGGGCGCUCGGGGCCCUGAGAAGCAUUAA
Molecule: messenger RNA, 414 nt
Organism: Paracoccidioides brasiliensis Pb18
Product: 60S ribosomal protein L37
Exons: 6
Coding region: 1-414 (137 amino acids)
Biological process (GO): translation
Cellular component (GO): ribosome; cytosolic large ribosomal subunit
Molecular function (GO): structural constituent of ribosome; RNA binding
Source: RefSeq, a predicted model, not a curated record